AUGGACAAGCGUUUGAGUUUCGGCCAACAUAUUAACAUCUCGUCACUCCAAGCCACCGAAUGCAUGGGAAACCUUUCGAGGAUGAUGCCCAAUAUCGGUGGCCCCAGGGAAAAGAAACGUAGACUAGUGGCGACUGUGGUUCAAUCAAAGCAGCGUUACGCUGUCCCUGUUUGGGCUUUGGCCCUAAAGUUCCACAGCAUCUCUGACAGGCUCCUCGCACUCCAGAGAGACCCGACACGGAGAAUUGUGUUAGCCUACAGAACGGUGUCUACUUGCGCUGUUCUGGUACUCGCUGGAUUACCGCCAAUAAAUCUAUUGGCGAUUGAAAGAAAGGAGAUCUUCCAUCUUAACAACGAUAUUGAGUGUACUUCAUAG
Messenger RNA from Leptopilina boulardi, 375 nucleotides. RefSeq lists its product as uncharacterized. The record is from RefSeq and is a predicted model, not a curated record. Bases 1 to 375 code for a protein of 124 amino acids. The transcript has a single exon. Lineage: Eukaryota; Metazoa; Arthropoda; Insecta; Hymenoptera; Figitidae.